Corvus hawaiiensis (hawaiian crow) is the source of this 2061-nucleotide messenger RNA. RefSeq lists its product as uncharacterized. NCBI's taxonomy places the organism in Eukaryota, Metazoa, Chordata, Aves, Passeriformes, Corvidae. Bases 1324 to 2061 code for a protein of 245 amino acids. The record is from RefSeq and is a predicted model, not a curated record. The transcript is spliced from 3 exons. Gene Ontology annotation, molecular function: peptide antigen binding.
GUGAACACUCUAUCUAAAAAAUAUGAAGCACAUAGUUCUAUCUAUAUUUUGUCUAAAGUAAAGAAAUUCUGUGAAUAGGCAACACUGCUGUAGUAAAAACUAAGUUUAAGGUCUCUGCUGCAGCUUUUCAAUGUUUAAGGCACUUAGCAUAUAUUUCUACUAAAAGUUAAAGAUCUAUAUUUCUAUUUCACUUUGGUGUGACUUCAUGUAUCUCAGCUUAUCCAAAGGUUUUAAUUCAGCCCCUGAAAUCUGACUUCCCUUUCGGCCUGAGUCCAGAGAAGCUUUCACUGCUACAGAGGAACAUGACAACAAUGGAGGUUUGAGCGGGUCUUGUGGGAUGAGGGAGCUGUCAGCAAGGAAAGCUUGUGAGGUUGUGGAGCCAUGAUGAGAGAGGACACACAAGGCCUAGGAAAGGACAGACUGCAGUGAUGUGGCCCUGGUAUCUCUUCUCAGCACAAGUGCAGAAUCCUCAUCUCCCUGUACGUGUCUUAUUGUCUUAUCUCUGUUCUGAAGCUUAAGAAGGCACAAGCAUCAAAGGAGCCCAUAACAGGGUAAGCUUGAUCCUGCUCUUUCAGCUGGAAAAUCUGUGACAGCCUCAGGACCCUCCACUUCUCUAGAAACCCCUUCUAAACCAUGGGGAGGUGCAACAGUUGCAUGAGAAUGUUCCUAAUAUAACCAGUAUCAUUACCUGUAUUAUUUAUUAUUCACGUCAUUCUAGAGGGGGUUUUGUGACAAACCCGUUUUAGACGAAACCAAAAUGACCAGUAUGGGAUCACUCUGGAGUUGACUCAGAAAAGGGGGUAGGAGGAAGGGAGCUGGGACAGAGGCAUUUGUACCAGGCAUGAUGAAGAAGGGCAGGGGAGAAGCAACAGAGAGAGAGGAGUCUUCUGUUCCCAGAGGAAAUAGCAAUGACCCCACAGAGCUGAGGACACCACGGGAAGAUGAGAAAGCUCACUGGGGAAGAAGCCCUUGACCUCCCAGAUGCCCAGCACUGGGUGUGCAGCAGAGCUGGUGAUUCCAGCUGGGGAGGUGAGGACUCCACUGCGAGCUGAGCGGGAACAGCCCCUUCCCAUGACUGAGGCCCCAGAGGCACGGAAUGGUCAGAAUGCCGGUGGCUGAGGGAGGCACGGGGGCAGCUGCUGGAGGAGGGAGACACGCAGAAGGAGCAUUUCAGGCACUGGAAGGACAGGUCAUUUCUCUGCCCCGCCUCCGCUCCUUCCUUUGCUGCCCCCAGAGAGUGGUUUCCGGCAGCUCUGUUAUCUCGGGGCUGGCAGGUGGUUUCUGACUCUGCCUCACUCAGCAAACACGCAGCUUGGUCUCGGCAUGCACCUCGCCUAUCUCAUCCUCACGGUCUUCCUGGGCCAGCUCCUGGGCACCACGGGGCAGAUCAUGGUCACCCAGGAAGAUGGACAAGUCAUAGUGGAGCAGAGACAUCCCUUCCAGACCACCUGCACAUACCAGAUCAGUAAUUUUAGGGCAUUGCUCUGGUACCAGGUGCAGAAAGGCCAAGCCCCACAGCUGGUCUCCUAUCACACAGGGCCUGGCGCCAAGCACAGCGGCCGUAUCACCACGCACCUGAACACCACCGGGAAAUACAGUGUCCUGCAGGUGGAGGAAGUGGAGGUCUCUGACAGUGCCUUGUACCUCUGUGCUGUGCAAGACACCCUGGUGCAGGGAACUUCCUCGGCUGUGCAACAAGCCAGGGGAGGGAGGGGAUGUGUCUGUGAGAGGGCUCCACAAGGACGGUUUCACUCCAGCUCGGAGGAUCAGUUGAACUCGGGACAAACAGCACGGGCGCGGCUUCAGCACGGCUGGCAGCCCCCGUGCCCUCCGCCCCAGCCGGGACACAGCCGCUCUCAGCAGCGCUGCAGAGGGCAAAAGGAGGAGCUGUGCCUUGGGGGCACGGCGAGAGGCUCGGCAAUCCUGCCGCCCGUGGGCUGCCAGUGGCGGAGCGGAUCUGCUUCCGAUGCAGUGUCGGUGCUGUGUGGGAUGGGACGCAGCUGUCUCUUGUUCCUGGCAAUGGCAAACGUCCUUGUGUCGCUCAUUGUGGUGGUGCUGUGA